Messenger RNA from Engraulis encrasicolus (European anchovy), 3927 nucleotides. RefSeq lists its product as uncharacterized. Gene Ontology annotation, molecular function: nucleic acid binding; zinc ion binding. The transcript has 3 exons. The record is from RefSeq and is a predicted model, not a curated record. Gene Ontology annotation, biological process: DNA integration. Bases 1 to 3927 code for a protein of 1308 amino acids. NCBI's taxonomy places the organism in Eukaryota, Metazoa, Chordata, Actinopteri, Clupeiformes, Engraulidae.
AUGGGGGCCACCGAUGAUGUUGAGGCCUACUUGUAUGCCUUCGAAGCAACAGCCACUAGGGAAGGAUGGCCGAAAGCCCAAUGGGUUGGACUGCUAGCCCCAUUUUUAACGGGGGAAGCAUUGAAUUCCGUGCGAGACCUACCCCCUGACAAAAUUACGGACUAUGAUGCUCUGAAGUUGGAGAUAUUCAGCAGGCAUGGGCUUACCAAGUUUGGCAUGGCCCAGCGCUUCCAUGGCUGGACCUUCCAAGUGGACCAAGCUCCCCGUGCACAGAUGCACGAACUUUCCAGAAUUGCAAGAAAAUGGCUGGAACCGGAGAAAAACACAGCUGCUGCAGUGGUGGAGACCAUUGUGGUAGAUCACUUCCUCCGAGCCCUGCCAUAUGAGGCUAAACGGUUCAUUAGCCAACAGGCCUUAACCACAGCUGCAGUUACCAUUGAAGCUGUGGAGAAAUACCAGGCCACAACAGAAAUGCUCCGUGCGACCAAGAGAGACCCCAGGACGACAACCCCGCAGCAGACAGUGGGGGUGCGUCCAAAAACCACGAAGGUUACCAGUCCAUCUGCAGCAGCACCUAGCUAUGCUCCAUUGGGGGCCAGAAGACAGUCAGGUCUGGUUAGAAUGUCUCGGGAUAGUGAAACCAGAGAAUGCUACCGCUGUGGGGAGAUAGGACACAUGUUGUGGCAGUGCCAAAAAAUCCUAGACGAGCCCAUGCCCACUGCUGGCUCCUCCAGCUCCCCCUCCACCCAGCUAUUCGCAUCACUCGUUGGGGUCGCAGAUGGGCCCCCAGAUCGACCCCCCACCUGCCCUGUAACGGUCAAUUGCCAUGACGUAGAGGCGUUGUUGGACUCCGGAAGUCGGGUAACCUUGGUGCAUAAGGACCUAGUGGAUCCCUCGUGUCUCUCCACUGACAAAGUCCUUCCGAUCUCAUGCGUCCAUGGAGACACCAAGGAUUAUCCCACCACUGAACUCAAGGUGACAACCACCAGGGGGAUAAUACACACUAGGGCAGGGGUGGUUGAGUCUCUCCCUGUUCCUGUUCUGAUUGGGCGAGACUGCCCCUCCUUCGACCUGCUGUUUAGGGAGACACAGCAGAGGCCAGCUAGAGUACCCCGCAGUCGGAGAGGAAUGACAGGCCCCCAGGCCGACACAGACAGUGGCCCGGACACGGAAGAAGAGAAUGCAGCUCCGGAAAGUUCUCCAAACUCCGAGGAAGACGCCCCGGCCAUUGAGGAGCUCCCCAAUCUCACAGGCCAGUAUGGUACUGCUCAAUUGCAAGAGCCCACAUUUGCAAAUGCCCUAAGAAAUGUGCAGGUGCUAGAGGGUGUAGUGUUAGGGGAUAGAGCAAGUCCCACAUACCCCCAUUUUGCAGUUAUACGGGGUCUAUUGUAUCAGGUCGUGAAAGAGAAUGACAGAGUGUACGAACAACUCCUUGUGCCACAGCCCCACCGAAAAACUGUGCUCAAUCUUGCACACACGCAUCCACUAGGGGCCCACCUGGGUGUAGAGAAGACCACAGAAAGGAUCUUGCAGCGGUUUUUCUGGCCUGGAGUGCACAAGCAGAUAGAGAAUUAUUGCCGUAGUUGCCCAGAAUGCCAGAAGAGGGCACCCAAGCCCUCUUACCGUAACCCGCUCAUCCCCUUGCCGAUCAUUGAAACCCCCUUUGAGAGAAUCGGGCUAGAUAUAGUUGGCCCUUUGCCAAAAAGCUCCAGGGGCCAUCAGUACAUUCUAGUAAUCCUUGACUAUGCUACCCGGUACCCUGAGGCCAUUCCCCUACGGAAAGCCACCUCCAGGCAGAUUGCCAAGGAGCUGUUCCUCCUUUCCACCAGUCUGGGUAUCCCAAAGGAAAUAUUGACUGACCAAGGUACCCCAUUCAUGUCUAAGGUAAUGAAGGAGCUGUGUGCCCUUUUGAGGAUCAAGCAGCUGAGAACCUCUGUCUACCAUCCCCAGACAGACGGGUUGGUUGAACGUUUUAACAAGACUCUGAAGUCAAUGCUGAGGAAAGCAAUUGAAGAGGACGGGCGGAACUGGGACCAGCUGCUGCCAUACCUGCUGUUCGCCGUGAGAGAGGUACCCCAAUCUUCUACUGGCUUCUCGCCUUUUGAACUUUUGUUGUCUUACAGACCCAGAGGACUACUGGACAUUGCGAAGGAGGCUUGGGAAGAGCAACCCUGCAGGCAGAGGACCCUAAUCGAACAUAUCGGCGCCAUGAAGGACAGAAUGAGGGCCAUUUACCCGAUAGUUCGGGAACACAUGGAAACUGCUCAACGGCAACAGCAGGCCUCCUACAAUCGACCUACCCAACCAAGAGAGUUCAAGCCAGGGGACAGAGUGCUCGUCCUAGUCCCGACUGUCGAGUGUAAGUUCCUGGCAAGCUGGCAAGGACCGUAUGAGGUCAUCGAGCGAGUAGGAGAGGUAAAUUAUAAGGUGAGACAGCCUGAUAAAAGAAAAACAGAGCAAAUUUAUCACGUUAACCUCUUGAAACAAUGGCACGCCAGGGAGGCGUUAUUCUGUUGUCUGCCCCAAACAGAGUCCAAAGCACCCGCCAGAGAAGAGGUUCAAGUGGGACCAGGUCUGUCCCCACAUCAGCGGCAGAGAACACUAGAGCUAGUGGACCGCAACAGAGAUGUCUUCUCCUCACUCCCGGGACACACAGAGGUGGUCCAACACGAGAUCCGGACCGUGCCUGGCCGCACAGUGACUCAGCGUCCAUACCGGGUGCCGGAAGCACGCAGGGUGGCCAUCGAGCAGGAGGUGGAAAAGAUGCUAGAGCUGGGAGUCAUUGAAAACUCCAAAAGUGCCUGGGCAAGCCCCAUCGUCCUGGUCCCCAAACCAGACGGGUCAGUACGAUUCUGCAACGAUUAUCGCAAGUUGAAUGAGGUUUCAGAAUUUGAUUCAUAUCCCAUGCCCCGUGUUGAUGACCUGGUAGACUCACUAGGACAUGCUCGCUUCCUCACCACUCUGGACCUCACAAAAGGUUACUGGCAGGUGCCCCUGUCCCCCGCAUCGAAGGAGAAGACCGCGUUUGCCACACCAGAAGGGCUCUACCAAUACACACGGCUCCCGUUUGGUCUGCACGGGGCACCGGCCACGUUCCAGCGCUUGAUGGACCGGGUCCUUGCUCCCCACAAAAGGUAUGCGGCUGCAUUUUUAGAUGACGUUGUGAUUCAAAGCCCAGACUGGGAAAGUCAUUUACCCCGUGUACAAGCUGUGCUUGAUUCCCUUAGAGAUGCAGGUCUCACAGCAAAUCCAAAAAAAUGCAGGCUGGCCUUCAGCGAAACGAAUUACCUGGGCUACACUGUUGGCCGAGGACUGGUCAAGCCACAGCAAGCGAAGCUGCAGGCCAUACGGGAUUGGCCACGGCCUCUCACAAAGAAGCAGGUGAGGUCUUUUCUGGGACUAGCCGGCUAUUACCGCCGUUUCAUUGCAAAUUUUGCCUCCAUUGCUGCACCUCUGACAGAUCUAACAACCAAGCGACACUCCAGAAUGGUGAAAUGGAACCCCGCUGCAGAGACCGCCUUCAUCAACCUGAAGCAGGCCCUCUGUUCCAGUCCAGUUCUGGUGGCACCAGAUUUCCAGAGGGAGUUCGUUGUUCAGACUGAUGCUUCGGAGGUGGGUCUGGGAGCUGUACUCGCCCAAGUACAUGAAGGUGAGGAACAUCCUGUCCUAUAUCUGAGCAGAAAACUGCUUCCAAGAGAGAAGAACUAUUCCACGGUUGAGAAGGAGUGUCUCGCCAUCACCUGGGCCCUGGAGCAGAGACGGGCUGGCAGAAGCCAUGGCAACGCGGAUGCCCUGUCCCGGAGAGAUGCCCUCUUCGUGACCUCCAGCCCGACGGGGACGUCGAGUCCGAGGGGGAGGAUCUGUGACGUCCCGAGAGGCUGCAUCCUUGAAGGGCGCUAUGUUCCACAGAAGUGGCUCCAGCUAUGA